Pocillopora damicornis (cauliflower coral) is the source of this 1229-nucleotide messenger RNA. Its product is annotated as crustacean calcium-binding protein 23. Lineage: Eukaryota; Metazoa; Cnidaria; Anthozoa; Scleractinia; Pocilloporidae. The record is from RefSeq and is a predicted model, not a curated record.
UAAAGCCUUCGUGACUUGCAAAGGGCGCCAUAUUUGUUACGCACAAUAGAGAUUGAAACAUGGCUGCAACAGCCAGAUCAGACGCGCAAAUGAGACAGAAAUGUAAAAAAAUGCUGGGUUCUAAAGGUUCUCAAGAUCCGAUUGAACGUUUGAGACUACAAUGCCUCAGUCGAGGUUCAGCGGGCAUUAAAGGAAUUGGAAGAGUUUUCAGAAUUAUGGAUGAUGACAGAAAUAGGUCUUUAGACUUCUCUGAAUUCAAGAAGGGUAUGCGUGAAUACGGCCUCUAUUUGGAUCCUAAGGAAUUACAGGAGUUAUUUAGUGCCUUUGACAAGGAUGGCAGUGGUGUUAUUGACUUUGAUGAGUUUCUCCUAGCUCUCAGACCACCAAUGAGUAAAGCCAGGAAAGAUAUCAUUAAUGAAGCAUUUAAUAAACUGGAUAAGACAGGAGACAGUGUUAUCACAAUAGAUGAUCUCAGAGGGUUAAAAGAAAAAGAUGCCAACUGGAAUUCUACUAAAUGUACUUAUUUCAAUGUUCAACAACAGUUCCUUAAACCAUUCGAGAUACUUGCAAAGUCAGGUUGGAAUCCACCACAUAACAAAAGCUUUGCAGACUUUUUGUUAAAUCACUGUAGUUUGGCUGUUUUAACCAAAGAGAUGGAAGAGAUCAUCCAGAAAGUCAGAGAUGCUUGCGCAAAAAGGGGAAUCACUGGAUUGUCCAAACUGGGCAAAUUUGCGCAUCUUCAGGAGGCUACGAUGCUUUUCAAUGAAGUUGACAAAGACGAAAAGGGAGGCAUUGAUUACGAGGCGUUUUUGGCUUUGAUACGGGGAAACGAGAAUUCAUUGUCACCUGGAUGCUUAGAAGUUGUUAAACAAGCUUUUGACAAGAUGGACACUUGUAAGGACGGAGUUCUUAAGUCAGAGGACAUCGCAAAGUAUUACAGCGCAGAUGAAGGUACAAGCUUCGAUGCGUACUUGGCUCGUUUUGACAGUGAUGCAAAGGGUGGGCCUGUUGAGAUAACCAGAGAAGAGUUCAUUGAGUAUUACACCAAACAGAGAAACAACUUCUAUAAAGAUGAUGAUUACUUCAUCACUUCGCUUAAAAGGUCUUUUAAACUCUAAGGUUAAUUCCAGGGAUUCGCCUUAGUCCAGUCCCUGACCGAGUAUGACUAUGAUCCCUCUUUGGUGUCAAGUUAAAACAAAGGCGCAAAUAAAAUGAUUGAUUGCACCUUG